AUGCUUGACAAACUCGUCGGCCUCGCCAUGCUCGUGGCUGCCUCCGUCGUCUUCCUCUACUACACCCUCUGGGUGCUUAUAAUGCCCCCAUACUCUUUGCGAGCCGGCAACCACCCUCUUCCCCCUCGCGUCUGGGCCAUCCGCAUACCCGUCAUUCUCAUCCUCCUCGGCUCCGCCGUCGUCGGUUCCUUCAUCGGCAUGGUCAUGAUCCGCAGCAACAGGAAGAAGGCCGCCAAGGCCAAGGCUGCCACGAAGAAGAAGGCGUAA
Molecule: messenger RNA, 267 nt
Organism: Parascedosporium putredinis
Lineage: Eukaryota; Fungi; Ascomycota; Sordariomycetes; Microascales; Microascaceae
Source: the annotation of a GenBank genome assembly